AAAGCACCUAAAAUCCAGAAAUGCCAACUGCUUAAAAAUUAAAAAAACAAUUUCUUUUCUGCAUGAACCGUCCCUGUGGCGUCUUUUCACGUUUUCCGUAACUCACAUACAACGUAAAGAUGUCGGGAGGUCUAGAAGUCCUUAGCCUUAGAGAGGACGACGUUACCAAGAUGUUGGCGGCCGGCACACAUCUUGGAACGACCAACGUUGAUUUCCAAAUGGAACAAUAUGCCUACAAACGCCGUGCUGAUGGUGUGCACAUCAUCAACUUGCGCAAAACGUGGGAGAAACUCCUGCUGGCCGCACGUGCCAUCGUUGCUAUCGAACACCCAGCCGAAGUUUUCGUAAUUUCAUCCCGUUCGUACGGGCAGCGUGCUGUACUGAAAUUCGCCGCACAUACCGGCGCAACUCCUAUUGCCGGAAGAUUUACUCCUGGUGCGUUCACGAAUCAGAUUCAAGCAGCUUUCCGUGAACCACGUCUGCUGAUCGUCACCGAUCCAGCUUUCGAUCACCAGCCCAUCACGGAAGCCUCAUACGUCAACAUUCCCGUCAUUGCACUUUGCAACACCGACUCUCCUUUGAGGUUCGUCGAUAUUGCCAUUCCCGGCAACAACAAAUCUGCCCAUAGCAUCGGUCUUUUGUGGUGGCUGCUGGCUCGUGAGGUGCUCCGUCUCCGCGGAAUCAUCCCGCGUGACACGAAAUGGGACGUGGUUGUCGACUUAUUCUUCUACCGCGAACCCGAGGAGGCCGAGAAGGAAGAACAGGCCGCAAAGGAAGCCGUCGCUGUCGUUAAACCACCACCGGAAAUUGUUGCACCCAUCGAUACUCAAGAACUCGAUUGGACUACAACUGAAACAACCGAAUGGACCGCUGAGCCCGCCGUUCCUGUUCCUCCAGUCGCCGGUGCACCGGCUUUUCCCGCACCCGCUACUGAUGACUGGGCGACCGAAGUUGCACAGGAACAGUGGUCUGCUACCAAUACACCGGCUCAGCCGGCGGCGCCUAACUGGGGGGGAUCCACCGAUUGGCACUAAGGUUUUACCUUUUGACGUGAAAUACACGAUUUUGUAUUGAAUAAAGAUUCUGGACAUGUU
Molecule: messenger RNA, 1094 nt
Organism: Anoplophora glabripennis (Asian longhorned beetle)
Lineage: Eukaryota; Metazoa; Arthropoda; Insecta; Coleoptera; Cerambycidae
Gene: sta
Product: 40S ribosomal protein SA
Exons: 4
Coding region: 120-1034 (304 amino acids)
Biological process (GO): ribosomal small subunit assembly; cytoplasmic translation
Cellular component (GO): ribosome; cytosolic small ribosomal subunit; 90S preribosome
Molecular function (GO): structural constituent of ribosome
Source: RefSeq, a predicted model, not a curated record